Molecule: messenger RNA, 1522 nt
Organism: Varanus komodoensis (Komodo dragon)
Lineage: Eukaryota; Metazoa; Chordata; Lepidosauria; Squamata; Varanidae
Gene: B9D2
Product: B9 domain containing 2
Exons: 4
Coding region: 207-734 (175 amino acids)
Biological process (GO): cilium assembly
Cellular component (GO): MKS complex
Source: RefSeq, a predicted model, not a curated record
CGCUCGCGUCCCUCUUCCCCUACCCGUUUUUUCCGGGCGGGACCUCGUCCCUUUCGAUCGGCUAGCCAAUCAGAUUCCUGUGCUGGGCGGGGCUUUCAGGGUUGCCACGGCAACUGGGGCCCAGAAGCCCCCGUUGCGUGGGGAGGUUCAGAAGACUUCGUGGCGCCGAAUUUCUGGAGGUGCAGUUCUUUUCCCUCUGCAGAGCCAUGGCUGAAGUCCACGUGAUCGGUCAGCUCGUGGGAGCCAGCGGAUUCCCCCGCAGCAGCCUCUUUUGCAAAUGGGGGAUCCAUGCAGGUGGUGCCUGGAAGCUGCUGUCAGGCCUCCGGGAGGGACAGACCCAAGUCGACCACCCGCAACUGGAUGACGUGGCUUACUGGUGCCACCCCAUUGAUGUCCACUUUGCCACCAAAGGCUUGCAGGGCUGGCCCAAGCUUCACGUCCAGGUCUGGCACCAAGACGCCUUCGGCCGGAGCGAGCUGUACGGCUACGGCUUCUGCCACGUGCCCUCCAGCCCCGGCUUCCACCAGAUGGACUGCGUCACCUGGCGCCCCCUGGGCUCGUGGCAGGAGCAGCUGUCCCAGCUCUUCGUGGGCGGGGGCCCCCAGCUGCUCCACAGCGACCUGAUCUACACGAGCGCCGACCGCUACCGCCUGCAGACCCGCGCCAUGGGCACCGUCCACCUCCAGCUGGCCGUCCUCCUCCGCAACUUUGACCGCUACGGAGUCGAGUGCUGAGCCUCACCUGCCUCCCUGCCAUCCUGGGGCACGGCCGGCACCCUUGCUGCUCCCCGUCUGCCCUGGCCCGGAGCAGCAAACUGCCUCUCGCGAGAAGAAACCGCCUCUUCUGCGGCGGCGAACUGUGUCCCAGGAGGGAGGGACAAGCCACUGCCCCAGCAUGGCUUGCGUGAGCGAUAGCCUGGCAAGUGAGGCUGUGCCACUCUCCCCCGGCUGAAGGGAACCCCCCCCCCAUCCCAUCAGUGGCUCGGGGGCAGGACACACGUGCUGGGACCGAAAAAGGAGCACAGGUGGAUGUCUGAUCAUGCUUCUGACCCUGGGAACAACGCAGGCCCGGUGCCUGUGCUGGCCACCAGAACGCUUCCUCGUUCAACCUGCUGCUUGAAUGGCCCUGGCAGAUUGGCACUGCUCUUCCCCACCUCGGUGUCCGGAAGUCCGUGUCCCGUCGUUUUAUUUCUGUAAAGGAUUUGCGGGUUUUGCUUUGCAUUAAAUGAGCUGUCUCUGAGGGGGGUUGCGUGGUGCUUGUGGGCAAGCAAAAGCUGUUUUGGUGAGUCGGUGGGUGAAUGAAAGCCGCCCGGUUUUCGGUUUGCCAUUGCAUGGAGCGGGAUGCGGCAAUGGCAUCAUUUGGGCCGCCUCCUGCUUUGAGGAGACACUCAGCAAGGUCCCCCGGUCCUGGAGCGCCGAAAUUACUACCAGGCCGCCAGUGGAAUGGGAGGAAAUUUCGAAGUGCGGGAGCCCCUCUCCUCUCCAUGUUUAUUGUGAACUUCAUUAAAAUAAACUGAAAUGAA